Molecule: messenger RNA, 1233 nt
Organism: Lachancea thermotolerans CBS 6340
Lineage: Eukaryota; Fungi; Ascomycota; Saccharomycetes; Saccharomycetales; Saccharomycetaceae
Gene: BRL1
Product: Brl1p
Exons: 1
Coding region: 1-1233 (410 amino acids)
Biological process (GO): lipid homeostasis; nuclear envelope organization
Cellular component (GO): nuclear membrane; nuclear envelope
Source: RefSeq, a predicted model, not a curated record
AUGGAUGAGUUCAGUAAACUUUCGCUAGCCGACCCUAGUACUACUGUUCAAGAAGAAGAUCUACAGGCAAUACUCAGUCUCAACAUUUGCGAAGAUGACUCCAAACCUAUAGGCAAUAAAGCCCAGCUCUCUCAAAAGAUCAUGGACAAGUUCAUGCCACAUGUUCCAUCUAGCCCGUCUCCCCUUAGGCAAGCGGUCCUAGUCGAUGAAAUCCAUGACGAGAUGGACAUCGACGCGAAAGAGGAGUCGGACACAGAGAGAUCCGAAAUUAACAGCGCAUUUAUUGAAAACGAUCUGCUGCAUGAAUCAGAGGCAGAAGAGGAAGAACCCGCUCAAACCGCAUCGCCAAAUAGUAAAGCGGUAAUCAAAGCGCUUCUUUCACCUACCAAAUUGGGAGUUGCUGCCGCAACCAAGCUGGACGAUUACUCCAGCGAAUCGAGCGUUCCAGCAGCUACGCCUGCCACCGAUGGCCAAGCAUCUCAUCUUCAGAAAUCAACAGAGAUUACGGGCGUAGAAUUACCUCAAGAGACUUUAGAGACGCUGCGACAGAGAUCGCAAUACUCGCCAAUACAAAUUUCGAUAAACAACAAUCACUACUACUACCCUCCAGAAUCACAAUAUAUCGAGGAGUCUGGCAUUCGAAAAAGAUCGCUGAAGCUUCCGGAUCCAUGGUCUCCUCAAUCGCAUCCCGCGUCUCGCGGCUCAUACUUGUUCACCUCGUAUCUCCAAAUUUUUCUCAACCUAUUGACAGCAUUGAUAUACUUUUCAUUCGUCAUGAUAUUUAUGCGGGCCAUCAAGGCAGACUUGAGAUCCGAGUGGCAGACUACCAAGUUGGAGCUGGUCCAUGAAUCUCUCCAGUGCCGAAUCCACUACAACGCCAACAAGUGUGAAAGAGCCACGCGCGUGCCGGCGCUCGAGAAGCAGUGCGACGACUGGGAGAAAUGCAUGGGCCGGAACAACGAAUUGUUUUUCCGAGCCCGAUCCGCGAUUAGCGCUAGACUCAUCGGCGAUACACUCAACUCUUUCAUCGAACCAUUGGGCUGGAAAACACUUGGUGUUGUGCUAGCAGGUCUGGCCAUCUGGUGUUUUAGCUCCAAUUUCAUACUCGGUUUCGCAAGAGCAAAGAGCUACUACGGAGAUGAGCAGAAUCAGAGAUCCUCUCACCGUCCCUGCGCACACCAAGGCAUUCCUUCAGGGAAUUUGCUACAAAACAACGAUCAGCUACAAGAGUGA